AUGGCUCGGCCCUCCCUCGCAGAAGUGGGCCUUCUGCUCCUGCUCAUGCUGGCCUUGAUGUUCAGCGCUGAAGCCAGACAGAGGAAGUAUCUAAGAAGGCAGAAGAGAGAGUGGAUCAUGCCUCCGGCCAAGCUGAGGGAGAACACUGACUACAUGAACAGGGAGUUCAUUGCCAAGAUUCGUUCUGAUAAAAGCCUAACCGACCCGGUGGAGUAUUACCUCUCUGGAAAAGGAGCUGACAGGCCACCCUUCAACCUCUUUGUGGUGGAUCAAAAAACUGGCUUUGUAAAAAUCACUGGGGUUCUGGACCGGGAGAAAUGCCCAUCCUACCAUCUAACUGGAGUCGCUAAAUUCACAAAUGGGACCACAGCAGAAGCAGACAUCCCUCUGACUGUCAUAGUCGUGGACGAGAAUGACAACCCGCCUACAUUUGAGCUGUAUGCUGGCAACGUCUCGGAGUCGAGCAGCAAAGGAACCUUCAUUAUGCAGAUCUCAGCCAAAGAUAAGGACCAAGCUGGGACAAUCAAUUCAAAUAUCUCUUACAGCAUCGUCAGUCAGGAGCCAGCUGGCACGGGACACAUGUUCUAUAUCGACAAAUAUUCAGGAAAACUGUAUGUCAAAGAGCCCACACUGGACAGAGAGGAUGUAGACUUCUACAAACUAGUUAUUAAAGGGACUGAUAUGGCAGGGGCCAAAAAUGGACUAACAGGGACAGGAAAUGUGGAGGUCAAGGUCAUGGACAUCAAUGACAACAUCCCCACUCUGGAGAAAACUGAGUAUGCUGGCUCAGUGGAUGAAAAUGUUGCCGAUGUAAUUGUGAUGAAGAUCAAAGCUCUGGACGACGACCUUCAUCACACGGACAACUGGCUCACUGUCUUUAAAAUUGCCAAAGGAAAUGAGGAUAAUAUCUUCUCCAUUGAGACGGACAAAGAAACCAAUGAGGGCAUCCUGAAGCUUAUCAAGCCGUUGGAUUUUGAAGAAGUCCAGAAUCUUGAGCUUGGCCUGGAAAUUCUGAACGUUGCUCCUUUUGUGAAAGGCAAAGCUCUACUGAUGGACGUGGAAGUUCAGGUCGGAGAGGGUGGCGGGGCUGGGGCUGAUGGGGGAGCAGAUUUGGGGCUGGAUGUAGGGGUAGAUGUAGGGGUAGAUGCAGGGGCAGAUGUAGGGGUGGAUGUAGGGGUAGAUGUAGGGGUGGAUGCAGGACUUAAGCCUGGAGUGGGUGUUGGACUUAAACCAGGUGUAAAACCAGGUCCAGGGAAAAAGCCAAAGCCAAAGCCAGACGCACCUGCAAAAAGCUAUCCCAUUAAGAUAGCAGUGAACAAUGUGCCAGAGGGUCCGGCUUUUAUACCUGACACCAAGAAAGUUCCUGUAUCAGAAGAUCCAAAGGAUGCUCCUGAGGAUGGUGUCCUCACAGUGUUCGCGGCUGUCGAUCCCGACACGGGAAAAACUGCAGAGGACGUCAGUUAUGCCAAAGCCUAUGAUCCAGAUAACUGGUUUACCAUUGAUGAAGAAACCGCUGAGAUUAAACUCAUCAAGGCACCAGACCGAGAGUCACCCUUCUUGGUUAAUGGUACCUACAUUGCCAAGAUUCUGGCCAUAACAAAAGACAUGCCAGCGAAGACAGCCACAGGAACAAUAGCCAUUGAAGUCACUGACUCCAACGACCACUGUCCCACCCUGACCACCACCUACAACCAUCUGUGCACUGAUGUAAAAACUGUUUAUGUAACUGGCUUUGAUGAAGAUGUCAGCCCCAAUGGUGCUCCAUUCACAUUCAGAAUCAUAACUGAGGGGACGAAUGGCAAGUGGGAAGUAGAAGUCAUCAAUGACACAACUGCUGCUCUUCACACAAGUGAGGCGCUUUGGCCUGGACAAUAUGCGCUGCAGGUGGAGGUGUUGGAUGCUCAGGGCCUGUCCUGCCCAGAACACGAGGUUUUUACAGUGGAUGUUUGUACCUGUGGGGAGACAAAGCACUGUGCUCCAAAGUCAGCUCGACAAGCAAUCAUACCUCUUCUUCUGCUGUUCUGUCAGUGUGGAGGAGCGGACACUGUUUUCCCUGACCAAUUUAGUGAUCUGCCAUUUGACGUCAAAGAACAUCUCAUAUCCUACCACACCGAAGGCAAAGGCGAGGAUAAGAAAGCCGACUGUGCUGUACAAGUGAUGGACAGUCUGCUGGAGUACGAUUACGAGGGCUGUGGCUCCACUGCUGGCUCUGUGGGUUGCUGCAGCCUCCUGGAGUCUGACAACAACCUGCAGUUCCUUAAUGACCUUGGCCCAAAGUUCAAGACUCUGGCUGAGAUCUGUUCCCCUCCUACACCAACACCCAAACUGACAAGAAAACUCAGACAGUAA
Molecule: messenger RNA, 2349 nt
Organism: Labrus bergylta (ballan wrasse)
Lineage: Eukaryota; Metazoa; Chordata; Actinopteri; Labriformes; Labridae
Source: RefSeq, a predicted model, not a curated record